Jaminaea rosea is the source of this 2043-nucleotide messenger RNA. RefSeq lists its product as hypothetical. NCBI's taxonomy places the organism in Eukaryota, Fungi, Basidiomycota, Exobasidiomycetes, Microstromatales. The coding region runs from base 1 to 2043 and encodes 680 amino acids. The transcript has a single exon. The record is from RefSeq and is a predicted model, not a curated record.
AUGGCCGGUCUCUUCGUUGCAGGAGCCAUUGCAGCUCAACCCAAAGUAUCGGCCUUUGCCGACAAGCUCAAGGCAAAGCGACAGGAGAGGAAGCAGCUGCAACGGGACGUAGAGGGUGAGGGGGUGGCGGGAUCUUCCUCCUUGUCGCCUUCGCGCGCAUCAGCUUCUGUCUCAUCAGCUGAUGUCCUUCACGUCCUCGCCCUGUUUCUUGCUGCGAGAAAGUUGCGGGACGAGGCUAAGCAAAGGACAACAGCGGCGGGGUCGGAGCUUACCACUGGCCCGGCGCAAGGCGAUGUGCAUCGACCCGAGAUCGGGAGAGGUGAGAGCGAAGCAAGCUUGUCAAGCCCAGUCGAGGAUGGGACUGGUGCUUUGCCAGCGUAUGGGCGACCAGCACAGACACCGAGGUUCCAGGACACUGGGGAUGGCCUGGACUUGCCACCAGCAUACAGCGCAGAGCGUCCCCUCGCCGAGCUCAACGAUCUGGGCUUGCUUUGGUCAGCGAUGAUCGCGCAGAGCAUGGCAAGGCUCGAGGCGUACUGCAUCAACGUGCUUCCGCCGUCAGGCUCAGCAGCAUCCUCCUCGUCACCAUCGCAGCGAGAGCCACCCUCCGAUGUCAUGCCUCCAGCAGACGUCUAUACGGCUUGGGCCAGCAUGAUGGCUGGCUCGGCAGCUGCGCAACCAGCACGACAAGGCAGCCCUCUGAGCAAGCUCAGCUCGUACAGCCUGCCACUACAGCGCCUGGGCGAAUCUGCCACGUUCAAUGAGAAGGCUCAAACAAGCUGGGAGCGAGAAACGAAGCUAUCCUACCGCCUCGGCGAUGUAGGCACCUCCUCCGACUCCCUCUUUCGCGGCCUGCGCGUGCGCUGUCCCUCUCCUCGCUGCGACUUUGCCGCCUUUGUCCCUUUUGCGGCUGCAGGUACCUCCCUCGACUCUCCAGGUCCAUCAUCUCAGCGAGGCCUCGUACAACGCCACUGGCGGCGACGGUGUCAAGACUGCGGUCAAGAGGCUAGCAUGGACACGCUCGUUGGACGACGCCUUCUUGAGGACAUCCAGGCGUGGUGCGAGGCAAAGGCAGGGUAUGGCGCUGUGCCUUUUGCGGGCUUGCUCUACGACGAGGAGAGCGGAGAGCUGGACGCCGUAGGAGCCGACGUUGUAGCUAGCCAGUUAUUGACACCCCUUUUCAGGCCAGCGCUGAGCGAGGAAAGGCAGCGACGCAAUGAGGCUUUAUUGGCCGAUGGGACGCUAGGUAGCGAGCGACCAGGCACGUCCAAUUCUCUCGGUGCAGCGAUGCGCCAAGCCGCGUCCACUACCCUAGCUACCCAACCAUAUGCCCUCGGCUCACAGCUCAGCUGGUCAUUCGAAUCCAUUUGCACCUGGCUGCGCGAUCAUACUCUCCUUGUCAACCCCAUGCCAGCGCUCGCCGGCUCCAAGGAGGCAGGCAUGCCCAAUGAGCACGCCUCUGUGCCGGACCAUAUGGGCGGAGGCUUCUCGGCCGGGGGGCUUAACUUCACGGUUGACAGUCCGUACGAGGAGGAUGAAUCCAAGCCGGCUGCGGUGCAAGCAAGGGAGAAGAGGGAGCGACUCUUGGCGUUUGUUGAUCGGCUUUUGGCCCCUUACCAAAUGCUCAAGGAGGAGGGACAACCGAGCGCUGAAGGCACCCUAAGCCCAGCGAGAAAUGAAAACGCCCCCACAGCAUGGACAGAUGUGGUGCUAGGCGUACGCCGACCGUUCAAGCGGCUCUUGACGAUGGGAAAGGAGGUGGAGAGCUGGCACGGCAGGCAGGACGACUUUCCUCGAACCGCUGCGGCUGCGUACGAGCGAACGCUCGCACAACUGCGCUCUUCGCGAUCACGCGCUCGUCAGCCACCGUUCAGGCGUGAGGCGUUGUCCAUCAAGGAGGUCGAAGAGGCGCUGACAUCUCGCGGCACGCCCAUCGAGGUGCGAUGCGCUCAUCUAGCUCACGAGCUUGGGUCUGCGGAUGGGUAUGCGGCUGACAUGAUGAAGGCGGUUGGCUGUGUGCCUCGAGGGGCAGCGCUACGCUAG